This is a messenger RNA of Hydractinia symbiolongicarpus, 1458 nucleotides long. RefSeq lists its product as uncharacterized. The transcript is spliced from 6 exons. The record is from RefSeq and is a predicted model, not a curated record. Gene Ontology annotation, molecular function: 5-methyltetrahydropteroyltriglutamate-homocysteine S-methyltransferase activity; zinc ion binding. The coding region runs from base 1 to 1287 and encodes 428 amino acids. NCBI's taxonomy places the organism in Eukaryota, Metazoa, Cnidaria, Hydrozoa, Anthoathecata, Hydractiniidae.
AUGGUGGCAUUAAAUGUAAAUAAACACGGAAAAAAAGUAAAUAAAACGCGAAGAAUAAGGUUAUUAUCAAGAGAUUUUCUAAAGUACAUAAGUUACACACAUACUCGAAUUACCAUUACUAUAGUUUUAUUGAAUAAGUAUUAUUCUGAUUUUUUAAAGACCAAACAUAUUUCGCUUACCAACGACAAGAUGAACGUUUGUGAAGAAACAAAAUGCGGCUUACAAACAACUUUAAUUGGGAGUAUGCCGAAACCUGCUUAUUUAAAGAUACCUUGUUGGAUAGCCAAUGGGAAAGAAAACCCAAAUUGCACUGCUGACUACAACGAUGUAAAAAAGCAAUUUACUUCUGAGCAGUUGCAAGAUCAAGUGGAAAGAGCAAUUAGAGAAACCAUAGAUUUCCAAUGUUCUAUUGGCAUUUCAGUUGGAAUAGAUGGUGAAAUGGGUCGUAAUAAGUAUGUAUAUAGUUUUUGCCGGAACUUGAAUGGUAUUGAUUUUGGUAAUCUAAAGGAGAAAAUCUGCCGCAAUAACAGUUGGGUUGGCAAUCUUCCACAAAUUAUUUCCAAAGUGUCAUUGAAACCUGAGAAUGAACGAUCAGAUCCUCAAGAGGAAUGGAGAAUAGCGCAAAACAUGUCCUCCAUUCCUAUCAAAUACACCAUUCCAGGCCCUUUAACAAUUGCAGACACUACGGCUAAUGAAUUUUAUGAAGACGAAGAGGAACUUUCAAGUGAUCUUGUAAAUUGCAUAAACCAUGCAGUUUUAGGAUUAGUGAAGGAAGGCUGUAAAUAUAUUCAGAUUGAUGAGCCAGUGUUGGUGAGAUAUCCAGAAAAAGCUUUAAAAUUCGCAAUAACAGCAUUACAAAAAUGUUUUGACGGUGUGCCGGAUGAUGUGACGAAAAUAGUUCAUAUGUGUUGUGGUUAUCCAACGUAUCUUGACCAAACAGACUAUCAGAAAGCAGAUCAAGAUGCUUACAUCAAGGUAGCUGAAGCUUUAGACCAGAUAGGUCUUGACAUGAUUUCGUUAGAGGAUGCUCACAGAAGAAACAGUAUGGAGCUAUUCAAGAAGUUUAAAAACACUACGAUAAUUCUUGGUGUCAUUGAUGUAGUUAAAAGUCGUGUUGAAACUGUUGACGAGAUAAAGAAUCACAUCAAAGACGUUCUUGAUUACAUUCCUUUAAAAAGAUUGGUGAUUGCACCAGAUUGUGGAUUGAUAUUUUUACCACAGGAUAUAUUAGAACAAAAGUUGAAAAAUAUGGUUGAAGCAGCAGAAUCAUUUUCUAUCGCUGAUUGAGAUUUAUAUAUGACUUAUUUGUCUUAUCUUUCGUUCGUGUAUUAUCGUUCGUUCGAUUGUGUAUUAUCGUUCUAUCUCUUGUUAUCACUUAAACAUGUGUAUUAUCGUUUAUAGUUUAUUAUCGUUUAUAAAAUUAUAUGUAUUACUUAAAUACAACACCGAACCAACGUC